This is a messenger RNA of Lethenteron reissneri (Far Eastern brook lamprey), 3924 nucleotides long. RefSeq names its product kelch like family member 24 (gene KLHL24). The record is from RefSeq and is a predicted model, not a curated record. Gene Ontology annotation, molecular function: protein binding. NCBI's taxonomy places the organism in Eukaryota, Metazoa, Chordata, Hyperoartia, Petromyzontiformes, Petromyzontidae.
GCCCCACCCCCCCCCCCCAUUGUUAUCAUCAUCAUCGUCAUCAGCUUUCGUAAGGACCACACCGACGCGCACAGAGAGACAGACAGACAGAGAUGGUGAUGUUGCUCUACCGCGGCGUGUAGAGUGAUCGCUCCCGAGUCUAGAGGGGGGGGAGCGUUAGGGGCAGAGUGGCUCACGCACGAUGCCACCGCCUCGUGUGUGAAGAGGGGGAGGUCUGACUGAUCGACAAGAGAAGAGUUGAAGACAACCACCAACACCACCACCACCGCCACAGAGAGACGCAUUGACGACUCCGACUAAGCGAGACGCACCGAGCCCGGCUCGCCGUGACGGGGAGAACGAUCUUCUUCUGUGUGUGUGUGUCUCUCUCGUCGUCGGUGUUGCGGAUACACAACAACAACAAUAACAACAACAGCAUCAACAACAACAGCAGCAGGAGACCAAUCGCCCGCUCGACACCGAAGGGAGAAGGCCACCGCCACCACUACGACUGCGCGCUCGAUCCUGUGCGACGUCCGACGGCGACACUCGCCAGUGGCCGCGACGAUGGUGCUCAUCCUGGGCCGGCGCAACGCGCGCGCCGGGGCGGGCGAGAGCGUGCGCGAGUCCCCCGCCAGCAAGCGCAAGGUGCUCAACCUCGAGUCGAAGACGCCCGGCGGCACGGCCGCCAGCGAGCUGCUCGAAUUCUCCGCCGGAAGCCCCCACGCCGAGGGAGUUCUCGCCGCCCUCAAUGAGUUCCGCCUGAAGGAUCGCAUAUUCACUGACGUGAUGGUGGCGGUUGAGGGCUGCGAGUUCCCGUGCCACCGCGCCGUCCUCUCCGCCUGCUCCGCAUACUUCCGCGCCAUGUUCUGCAACGACCACCGCGAGAGCCGCGCCACCAUCGUCGAGAUCAACGGCAUCCAGGCGUCCGCCAUGGAGCAGCUGCUGCAGUACAUGUACACGGGCCGCGCACGCAUCACCACCGACAACGUGCAGUACCUCUUCGAGACCGCCAGCCUCUUCCAGAUCCACGCGCUGCGCUCCGCCUGCGCCAAGUUCCUGGAGGAGCAGCUGGACCCGUGCAACGUGCUGGGACUGCAGCGGUUUGCCGACGCGCACUCCCUGCAGUCGCUGCACAGCAAGUGCGCGGCGUUUGCGCUGCAACGCUUCUGCGAGGUGGUGCAGCACCAGGAGUUCCUCGAGCUGCCCAAGGACGAGCUCGUAGACUACGUCUCCAACGACGAGCUGGUCGUGGACAAGGAGGAGACCGUCUUCGAGGCGGUGAUGCGCUGGGUGCAACACAACGCGGUGGAACGGCGCAGCGCCCUGCGCGACGUCCUCGACAACGUGCGCCUGCCGCUGCUUCAGCCCGACUACUUCGUGCAGACGGUGGAGGGCGAGGAGAUGGUGCGCUCGGCGCCCGAGUGCUACGGCCUGCUGCACGAGGCGCGGCGCUUCCACGUGCUCGGCAACGAGAUGUGCUCGUCACGCACGCGGCCACGCAGGUCGACGGGCUGCUCGGAGGUGAUCGUGAUCGUGGGCGGCUGCGAGCGGGUGGGUGGCUUCAACCUGCCCUACACGGAGUGCUACGACCCCAUCACCGGGGAGUGGACGUCGCUCUCCAAGCUGCCCGAGUUCACCAAGUCCGAGUACGCCGUGUGCGCACUCCGUAACGACAUCCUCGUCUCCGGUGGACGAAUCAACAGCCGCGACGUCUGGAUGUACAACUCGCAGCUCAACGUGUGGGUGCGCGUGGCGUCGCUCGCAAAGGGAAGGUGGCGGCACAAGAUGGCCGUGCUGCACGGAAAGGUGUACGCCGUGGGCGGCUACGACGGGCAGACGCGCCUGAGCAGCGUCGAGUGCUACGACUCGUUCGCCAACCGCUGGACGGACGUGGCGCCGCUCAAGGAGGCCGUGAGCUCGCCGGCCGUGGCCAGCUGCUCUAACCGCCUCUACGUCAUCGGCGGAGGCCCCGACGACAACACCUGCUCCGACAAGGUGCAGUGCUACGACCCGGCGACCAAUACCUGGCUACUGCGCUCCUCCAUCCCCAUCGCCAAGCGCUGCAUCAGCGCCGUGUGCCUCAACAACCUCAUCUACGUCUCCGGAGGGCUCACCAACAACAUCUUCUGCUACGACCCCCUGGAGGACUACUGGAUGAACGUGGCCACCACCUUCAGCAAGCAGGAGAGCUGCGGCAUGACGGUGUGCAACGGCAAGAUCUUCAUCCUGGGCGGGAAGAGCGAGAGCGGGGAGGCCAUGGACACGGUGCUGUGCUACGACCCCGGCUCGGGCAUCCUGACCGGCGUGGCCGCCAUGCCGCGGCCCAUCUGCUACCACGGUUGCGUCUCCAUCCACCGCCACCAUAAGCACUGAGGCCCCCACCCCACACGCCCCGCCCCCCGCCCCCCCGCCCUCCCUCGCCUUCCCGACGCGUGGCUGCUGCCGCCCGGCCCCAUCACCGCAGCCCCUGCUGCCGCCCCUCUCCUCUAUCCGGCGCCGCCAGCGUCACCGCGCGUCGCGACCCAACGGCCGUCGAUCUCAGUGUGCGGCCGCUUACGAGCGCCCCUCUUCCGCUGGUGCAUCCGAGCAGGGGGUACUGCACGGAGCCCUCGUGGGACUGACUCGGGGGAGGGGGGGGGUAAGCAGGGCCAGGUGCGGGGUUAAUGACCCCCCCGUUGCACGUGACUCGAGUUGGUAUAAAUCAAACGCAGCGUCGCCACGCCUUCUACGCGCGGCCUCAAGCCGUGCACGUCAUUGGCGCGGCUCCAUUUGGAGGACCAGGGCAGCAAGGGCGAAGUUCUUCCGCGCAACUUGUCGCAUCCGCUCAUCGGUCAGCCAAGUGAGGCCAAGCUGCGCGCACACCGAGCGGACGCUGCCGAGGCGAAGUCCAUCAAUGGGCGGCACACUCAAUGGAGAAGCAGCCCGAUUAAAAAAACACACCGCGCACACACGACACGCGCGCGCCUGGAGACGAUCGUCACUGAGCGAGCGCUGCGGCGGCCGCACCGGUAACUUAACGCCUAGACCACGCAAACAAACAAACAAAACUCGGCUGCACGUGGAGAUGCCGUGCUGUUGUUUUGGCACGGACAAUUACGCACGUGUCGGGCGACGCCGGAGAGCCAGGCUCUCUCUCUCUCCCCUGCGAGUCUGUGAACCGUGGCCGUUGCGUUUGACGGCAGCUCUGAGCGCCGCUCUCACGUUAACCUGAUUAUGCAGUCCAGUGGCGCUGUGGGGGGGUGCUGUGCCACGUCCCUGCGGGGCUGCCUUAAUUGCCUGGCAUUAGCAUCCUGCUGUCAGGUCGUGUGAGCGCCACGUGGCAGGAGCUGCGAGCUCUCUGCUGUGUGUGCGUGCGUGUCAGGUUCUCCCGUUAGCGCGUGGCCUUAGGUCUGGGAAUCGUUUCUGUGGCUGGUUUUUGGGUGGGCAUUAGUCAAAUGCGUAUUUAUAACGCAUUUAUAAUAUAAAAAUCCCUGUGUAUAUUUAAGUUGGGGAAAAUGUUGCGUUCGAAAAACGACGGUCGAUAUGGAGAUUUUUUUCAUUUUAGUUUCUACCCCAAAACAAACCCGAAUUCUUGAACAUUUCUAUUUGUUGAAAAAAAUAUUUGAAAAGAAAAAUAUACCACCAAGUAUGUAUUAACAUGUACCACCAAGAACUAAAUAAGCAGUCAACGAUAGCGGAUCAAAAACAAUACCAUCCACGAACAUGCCUUUUACUGUCACUUGAUGCACUUGAAGGCAAUGCUCUUUCUGAUCGCCUGCGUUCAGCAUUUUUCAAAAAUCGCUUCUGGCAAUGGGCCAUCAACCCUUUCCCGUUCCGAUGACGUGCGUGUACGUCCACGUAUGUCAUCAGUUUUUCUUUUGAUUCCGUUCUGAUGACGUAUGAUUAACACGGUUUGCUACGUACGGUGCGAAACUAGUUCAACAUGCAUACAAAUACUAUAAU